CCCAGCAAAGCAGCACGUAGCUAGGCAGUUCCCGUCGUCCCCCUCCUCCCAUUGAGGAACUCCAUCAAUCUCUCGCGCGCCAUGGACUUCGCGCUCGACGCCCACCCUUCCGAGCAGGAGCUCAUCGUGUCGUACCUCAGCCCGCGCGUCGUCUCCGGCGACAAGUCGAGCAAGUUCAUCCACGAGGGCGACGUCUACGCCGCCCACCCCGCCGACCUCACCCGGGACUACGCCGCGGCGGUCUCGAGCAACGGCGACGAGGCGUGGUACUUCUUCACGGCCGUGCGGGCCAGAGGCGGCGGCCGCAAGUCGCGCACGGUGGACUCGGGGGAAGGGUGCUGGCACUCCGAGGCCGGGUCCAAGCCAGUGGAGUCCGCGCGCCACGGCGGCGUAGGCUAUCGCCAAAACUUCUCCUUCGUGACCAAGGAGGACGGUGCGCGCGUCCGGUCCGGGUGGCUCAUGGCGGAGCUCGGCCUGCGCGAGGACGGGCAGGACGAGAUGACCCUCUGCAAGGUGUACUUCAGCCCGCGCGCCGCCGCCAAGAACCACAAGAAGCCCGCCGCGGCGACAUCGUCGUGCGCGCGCAAGAGGAAGGCGGACGAUUCGGCCACGGCGCACCAAUGCCACCGCCGUGCUCGUCAGAAGACGUCGAACGAAGAAAACACCAACACUGGCAACCAAGAGGACCUUGUCGAGGUCGAGGCAGAGAGCUCGCCGUCGCCGGCGGACGAGCCAGAGGUUGAGGAUCGCGAGGACUUCUACUGGUGGCUGCGGAACAAGGACAAGGUGAGGGAGGAAAUUGGCAUCAGCAAGGAAGACUUCUACCGGGACACAGCUCCGUCCGUCUGGGAAUGGGCUAUGGACUACUGCCGGCACACCGCACCUCCCAAGCCCGUCGUUCGCAUCGAAGACGAGAAACCCUUCUUCGUGUGGUUGACGUUGGACGAAUUGUACGAUCUGCCGGAGAUCAGAGAGUUCUUGACGCCAGCCAAGCUCCUGGAGGAGAGGACGGGCCGGUCGUCAGCUAAGAACGACCAGAUCAGCCGAUGAUGACUCAUUUAAUUUGGAUGUUGUUGCUUUUACUGUUGACU
Molecule: messenger RNA, 1091 nt
Organism: Lolium perenne
Lineage: Eukaryota; Viridiplantae; Streptophyta; Magnoliopsida; Poales; Poaceae
Product: transcription factor JUNGBRUNNEN 1-like
Biological process (GO): regulation of DNA-templated transcription
Molecular function (GO): DNA binding
Source: RefSeq, a predicted model, not a curated record